AUGUAUUCCUGCAGGCAAAGUCCGUUUUUUUCCGCUGAAUUGUCCGUGUCGACAAAUGAUAAACUUUUGGAAUCAGAGGGCCCCGGGUCUUGUUCUCCGCCCGUUCGCCGCGAUGACGUCGCCGCCGUGGCGGUGAGUUCUGCAUCACCCGCUGUUCUGCGUGAGACGAUUUCGGUCGGGUCGUCGCCCCCGCCGCGUUUAUUUGAGGAGAUUUUUGAGGAUGCCGCGGGCAAUUUAUCGAUUCCCGUCAUUGACACCCUUUCAGUACGACGGCGGGCAAAUGAAAGCACGGAACUCAGUUCAGAGGCUGCAGAGCGAAGCACCACGACGCGGAGCAGUCAAUCUCCUGCAGCAAUCAAUCCGCUACGUUCCAUGAACCCCGCCUUCUCCCUCAGUCCUCGUGCAGCAAAUGACAGUGGCGUGUUGCAUUUGGCCCCAAGAACACCAAGUGUAACGAUAAGCACGGACAGGGAUAAACCUCCAGUUGAGUAUAACUACGUCUUGGGCACUGUUGAGGGCCGUCGAAACUUUGUCACAGAUGCGUUGCGUCUUGCAAAACAAAUGAGUAAAGGUAAAAUUGUGGAAGAGCUUAUUCCCGUCUUGUUGAUGGCUGCAAAUUAUGACGAUUCUGUCUGUUCCAUCGUUGGUGUAUUGCCAGGUAUAGUGAAACUGGUGCAGGCACUGGAUGAAGAUUCAUUUUUAUGCUUUUUAGGACUUAUCAUGAAUCUGUGCUGUUCCGCCGAUCACGGCGUUUUACGUGCGAUUGCUGCUUCUCUGCAGGAAAUUGUGGUUUAUGUGAGUGAGGACAUUGUAAAAAACCUGUUGCUGCCCCUCCUUACAUCCAUGACUAUGUCGUUCUGGAGCUCACCCAGGGCAGUUGCUGCGUCGUUGCUGGGUAUCUUUGCCUCCCGGCCGACACUUGUCAAGGAGAGUGGGAUGACGGUGAUGCAGUGGUUUAAUUGCUUUAUUGAACUCUCAAGGGACAAGUGUCAAUUUGUGCAGGAAAUGGCGGUGAGUUCAUUGCAUCAAUGGGUAGCUGUGGCGGAGGCACAUCAAGUGAAUAUUGCCGAAAUGCCAAUCUCCUUAGUUUACGAGUGUAUGAAGGAAGAAAAAAGUGACGCGGUUCGUUAUUUGCAUGUCGCUGAAUUGGUGCGUCUUGCAGAAUGCAUAGGGAAAGAGGCAACAGCAAAAUACCUGCAGUUUUCUUUUAUUGCAGCAAGCAAAGAUACCAGUUGGCGUGUGCGACACAUUGCCGCAAAGCAUCUUGGUAGUUUUGCUCGUCUUUGUACUCAUCCGGACGAUCUUUUAGACGUCUUUGUUGCGCUCUGCGCGGACGAAAUGAAAGAGACACGUGCUGUUGUGGUGGAGCAGCUUGGUAUCCUUUUUCUUCAUGUAGUUUCACAAGAGGCAUUGGCUAAAAUGUGUCUAGCGGUUGCACCUCUCGCAAAAGACAAGGAACCUGUUGUUCGGGAAAGUGUUGCAAAUAUUUUUUACGUGCUUCUUUCCCCUAACAACGUUGUGGAUUAUACACCGAAGCAACAGCAAGCCCUUUUUGCCCUGUUAACAGACAAGAACUACGUCGUUGGGCGAAGUGCCAUGCGUAACCUGGAGCUUGUCGCAGCCAAUCUUGGCAAAUAUCUGAGGCCCGGCAAGAAUGUUGGAAAUAGUGAGAGAAGAAAUACAUUGUCUGUGCCAUUGAUGAAUCGGCGGGGGAGACGUAGCAAAAGGGCCAUGAGCCUUCCUUCUUCCGCUCAUGCAGGCAUUGGUACUCUUAUACCGGCGCCCGUGGGGUCUGUCAGUGAGAAACAGAAGGAGCGUGCCGCACUCGUCCUUUCUGGAAUUAUUAAUCAGUUACAUAUUGUCAGUGAUUCAAAGAACUGGCGUACUCGUGAGGCAGUUGUUAUUUCUAUUCGCCACUUCUCUGCCGCUCUCACAGAAGAGGAAUUUAUGCCGCUUGUGUACAUUAUUCGUUCUCUGCUUCGGGACUCCGUCAGUGCCGUGCGGGCAAGUGCGGUGGAGACAUUAUCGGCGGUGGCGAUUGCGUAUGGCCCUGAAUGGGCAGCUCUCAUGACAUUUGAACUUUUUCAGAAAGAAUUUGCUUUUAAAUCCCGCACGCCAUAUAUGUGGAGGGUGGUGGCGAUUCAGUCCCUCUCAGGUAUUAUCCCAGUGGUGAGUGGCCUCUCGCCAAUGGAUCUGCGCCGCCAGGAGCUCCUGCAGCAAUGGACACGCUUGUUGCGAGCCUUUUCCGAGGACGACGUUUCAAAUGUGAGACUGGCAGUUGCCAAAUCGUUGGUAGAGCACUGGCAUUGGUACAGGGUGUGCGGCGUCCACCGGGAUAUCCUCCGCCAGUGCGCCGAGCGGCUGCAGCACGACAGCGACGUGGAUGUCUUGCAGGUUGCGGAGAGGCUGCAUUUAAACGCAUUGGCUGAAGAGGGUGAAAACCCCUACAAAUAUGGCGUGAUGCGGGAGGGAGAUGGAGUGACGCGACGAGUUUAA
Trypanosoma cruzi is the source of this 2496-nucleotide messenger RNA. RefSeq names its product protein phosphatase 2A regulatory subunit, putative. Lineage: Eukaryota; Euglenozoa; Kinetoplastea; Trypanosomatida; Trypanosomatidae. Bases 1 to 2496 code for a protein of 831 amino acids. The record is from RefSeq and is a predicted model, not a curated record. The transcript has a single exon. Gene Ontology annotation, cellular component: cytoplasm; protein phosphatase type 2A complex. Gene Ontology annotation, molecular function: protein phosphatase regulator activity. Gene Ontology annotation, biological process: protein dephosphorylation.